Panicum hallii is the source of this 1707-nucleotide messenger RNA. RefSeq names its product flavonol 3-O-glucosyltransferase UGT89B1-like. Lineage: Eukaryota; Viridiplantae; Streptophyta; Magnoliopsida; Poales; Poaceae. The record is from RefSeq and is a predicted model, not a curated record. The transcript has a single exon. The coding region runs from base 59 to 1486 and encodes 475 amino acids. Gene Ontology annotation, molecular function: UDP-glycosyltransferase activity.
AAGGCUUCGCCAGCGCCCAGAGGGCAGAGGCCAACCGGCACCACCGCUCUCAGCGCCCAUGGAGGCGGCAGCCGCACCUACCCCCGCGCCGCAUGUGCUCGUCAUCCCGUUCCCCGCGCAGGGCCACGCGCGGCCGCUCCUCGACUUCGCCGCCCUCCUCGCCGCGCGCGGCCUGCGCCUCACCGUCGUCACCACGCCCGCCAACCUCCCGCUCCUCUCCCCUCUCCUCGCCGCUCAACCCGCCGCCGUCCGCCCGCUCACCCUCCCGUUCCCUUCCCACCCUUCCCUGCCCCCGGGCCUCGAGAACACCAAAGGCUGCGCCCCGGAGGCCUUCCCCAUCUUCAUGCACGCGCUCGCCUCGCUCCGCGAGCCGAUCCUCGCCUGGGCCAGGUCGCAGCCCGACCCCGUCGUCGCCGUCAUCGCCGAUUUCUUCUGCGGAUGGGCGCAGCCGCUCGCUCGCGAGCUCGGCGCCGCGGGGGUCGUGUUCACGCCGUCCGGCGUCCUGGGCACCGCCUUCCCUCACUCGCUCUUCCGCCGCCUCGUGAGGCGACCUGCGGGGUGCGGCGACGAGUUUAACGUCACGUUCCCCGCGAUUCCCGGCGAGCCGGCGUUCCAGUGGAGAGAGAUUUCCAUGAUGUACAAGUGGUUCUUGGAAUGCGGAAUCGAGGAUAAGGUCCGCGAGUCGGUGAGGCAGAACUUCCUCUGGAACCUGCAGGAGAGCUGGGUGUUCGUGUCGAACACGCUCCGGGCGCUCGAGGGGAGGUACCUGGACGCGCCUCUAGAAGACAUGGGGUUCAAGCCCAUCUUCGCGGUGGGCCCUGUGGCUCCGGAGACGGACCCCGCCGGCACGCGCGGCGGGGAGGCGGCCGUCGCGGCCGCCAAUCUCAGCGCGUGGCUCGACGCCUUCCCGGAGGGCUCGGUCGUGUACGUCUGCUUCGGGAGCCAGGCACUGCUGACACCAGCAGUGGGGGCGGCACUGGCCGAGGCCCUGGAGCGCAGCGCGGUGCCGUUCGUCUGGGUUGUGAGCGCCGGGAACAGCGGCGGCGUCCCUGAAGGCUUCGAGGCGCGCGCGGCGGCAGCACGGCGCGGGCUGGUGGUGCGCGGGUGGGCGCCGCAGGUGGCGACGCUGCGCCACGCCGCGGUGGGAUGGUUCAUGACGCACUGCGGGUGGAACUCGGUGCUGGAGGCGGUUGCCGCCGGGGUGCCCAUGCUUGCGUGGCCCAUGACGGCCGACCAGUUCGCGAACGCGCGGCUGCUCGUGGACGAGGUCCGCGUCGCGCUUCGCGCGUGCGCGGGGGGCUUCGGGGUCGCGCCGGACCCGGGCGAGCUCGCUGCCGUGCUGGCCGACGCGAUCGGGGAGAAGGGGGGCGACGUGAGGGGGCGCGCCAAGGAGCUCGCGGCGGAGGCCGCCCGAGCGGUGAAGGAAGGCGGGAGCUCGUACGCGGAUUUGGAAGGGUUGGUGCAGGAGAUUCGGAAGCUUUGCUGAAUUCAAGCCAUCGUCCUGGUUGAACUACGGUUGUGUGUUGAUUUUUCAGGAAACUAAGCAGAUCCUGGUGUUUAAUUUGUUGAGAAGAACAAAAUGUUAGGGUCCAAAGCUACUAAGAGGAGCGCAGCACAUUCUUUAGCUUUCGUUUGUAUCCACAGCAUUUGUAAAUGUACUUGGCAAGGAACGCUUUCAAAAUCAUCAAAUGGGGGCAAUUUCCUUCU